GCCCGGCCCCCGCCCGGAGCAUGGCCACGGAACCGGAGCGAGGGUGACCGCCCGCGGGGGACACUGUGCUGUGCCGCUGGCCUCGGAGGACUUUUACUAUAAUUAUCAUCAUUGUUGUUAUUAUUAUUAUUAUUAUUGGGUUUUUAAUUUUUUAAUUCUUUCGGGGGGCAGCGGUUUUUUCCUCCUCCUUCGGCGCGGUGGAAAACACACGUUUUAGACCAAAAUCCCAAACCAGCCCAUCCAUCCUCUUUGCUUUGCGCUUCGCAGCAACUUGGAGCCCGUUAAUUGCACUUGGCGAUGGAUGAGUUCCACCCCUUCAUCGAGGCGCUGCUCCCCCACGUCAGGGCCUUUGCCUACACCUGGUUCAACCUGCAGGCCCGCAAGCGCAAGUACUUCAAAAAGCACGAGAAGAGGAUGACGAAGGAUGAGGAGAGGGCGGUGAAGGAUGAGCUGCUGAGCGAGAAGCCGGAGGUGAAGCAGAAAUGGGCCUCGCGCCUCCUGGCCAAGCUGCGCAAGGACAUCCGGCCCGAGUGCCGCGAGGACUUCGUGCUCUCCAUCACGGGCAAGAAGCCCUCGUGCUGCGUCCUCUCCAACCCCGACCAGAAAGGCAAGAUGCGCCGCAUCGACUGCCUGCGGCAGGCGGACAAGGUGUGGCGGCUGGACCUGGUCAUGGUCAUCCUCUUCAAAGGGAUCCCGCUGGAGAGCACCGACGGCGAGCGCCUGGUCAAGUCGGGCCAGUGCACCAACCCCAUCCUCUGCGUCCAGCCCCACCACAUCAGCGUCUCUGUCAAGGAGCUCGACCUGUACCUGGCGUAUUUCGUCCGUGAGAGAGAUGCAGAGCAGAGCAGCAGCCCCCGGACAGGCAUUGGCUCGGACCAGGAGGACAGCAAACCCAUCACGCUGGAUUCAACAGACUUCCAGGAAAGCUUCGUCACCUCGGGGGUGUUCAGUGUCACCGAGCUGAUCCAAGUGUCCCGAACACCGGUGGUGACGGGCACAGGGCCAAACUUCUCCCUGGGGGAGCUGCAGGGCCACCUGGCCUAUGACCUGAACCCCUCCAGCACCGGCAUGAGGAGGACACUGCCCAGCACCUCCUCCAGCGGGAGCAAACGGCACAAGUCGGGGUCCAUGGAGGAUGACAUCGACACCAGCCCUGGGGGCGAGUACUACACCUCCUCCAACUCCCCCACCAGCAGCAGCCGCAACUGGACAGAAGACAUGGAAGGGGGCAUCUCCCCCACCGUGAAGAAGACAGAGAUGGACAAGUCCCCCUUCAACAGCCCAUCACCCCAGGACUCCUCGCCCCGGCUGAGCAGCUUCACGCAGCACCACCGUCCCGUCAUCGCUGUGCACAGUGGUAUCGCCCGAAGCCCGCACCCAUCAUCUGCGCUGCAUUUCCCCACCACCUCCAUCCUUCCCCAGACGGCCUCCACCUACUUCCCGCACACGGCCAUCCGGUACCCGCCUCAUCUCAACCCGCAGGACCCGCUCAAAGAUCUCGUCUCGCUGGCCUGCGACCCGUCCAACCAGCAGCCCGGACCGUUAAAUGGAAGUGGUCAAGUGAAAGUGCCCAGCCACUACCUGCCCACGCAGAUGCUGGCGCCGCCACCUCCCCCCGGCAUGCCCCGCUUGGCCGUCUCUCCUGACACCAAAUCCACCACGACAACUUCCGAGGGAGGGACGACCUCGCCGACAUCACCCACCUACUCUGCACCAGGCACGCCCCCUGCGAACCGUUCCUUCGUGGGAUUAGGACCAAGGGAUCCUGGGAGUAUCUAUCAGGCACAGUCCUGGUACCUGGGAUAACCACCGCCGUGCCGCCCCUUCGCCUCCCUUCUCCUCUGCUUUAGGCACCCCCAGAGGAACAUCCCCGUCCCCGAACACCAGGCCCAGCCUUGCGGUGACGACGGAGAGCGCGGCCUCACCACGACGACGACGACGACGACGACGACAAGCAAAACCCACACCCGAAGGAAAGAGCGAAGGAAAGGAAGAAGGAAAAGGGUCAAACUGUUUUAAAAUGUAAAAGAAACAAACAAACAAACAAACAAACCAACAACCCAUCCCAGGAGGACCUUUCCCCCCACCCCGGCGAUGCGCCAGAAAACAAAGAAACAGGAAAAAAAAAAAAAAAAAAAAAAAAAGAAAGAAAGAAAAAAACACUAUUAUUUACCCCGUCGGCCGGCGCCGCGCUGAGACCUGACACAAGUCGUGCCAGCAAUGCCUCCCGGAGCGGCUGCAGGGUCGCGGCGCCGAGCCCCGCCGGCCGCUCGCCGAAUAUGCAAACGGCUUUGACUCUCUCGUUCUUGCCUCUAUGUGAGUAAAAAAGAUCAAAACUUCCCCCGCCGACCCCCCCGGGCCCAGACUGUCGGGGGGCCCCGGGGCUGGGGUGGGGCGCAUCGGGGACCCUCUCCUGCUGCCGCAGCCCCGCGGAGCGGGUCGCGCUCGGGCCGGGUGAUGCUCCGUGCUGAGCGAGCGCCCCGGGGACGGUGACAUCGCGCUGCGGUGACACGGUGGCCGUUAUGCGGUGGCACGGAGACGUGGUGGCACGGUGGAUCGAGCGGGUGGCACAGGAGGAGGGGGCUUGUGACCACAGAGGGUCCACGGGCACGGCCAGCGAUGGUCGCGGUGCCGGUGGCGCCUCGGUUCCCGUGCGGACACGGUGUCGGGAUUCUCCCAGCACGGCCCCAAACGUCACAGCGGCGGUGGCGCCCCGAUUCCCUCGGGAACGCGGCACGGGGACUGUCGCAGCCCGGCCCUCACGGUUCCCGGGAGGCCACCGGAGCUCCGGUCACCAUCUCUCUGGUCGCCUUCCUCCCCCGGAGCUGCAGCGGGCCGGGCCCCGUGUGUCCCCACGCGUGUCCCGGUGUCCCCCGGCGUGUCCCGGUGUCCCCCGGCGUGUCCUCUCGCCAGGGGUAUCCGUGGGGCUGGGGAGGAGGGACGGGCGUCCGUGCGUUUGAGCUAUGCAUUCCUGUGGACAGGUACCAGGUGGGAGGCAGGAGAGGGUGCGCUCGUGUUGCACAUUUUGUAGGAAAUGCACUUUUAAGAGGGAAUCGUCAAAAAAAAAAAAAAAAAAAAGAAAAAAAAGAAAAGAAAAGAAAAGAAAACGGAAUCACGAAAAGAAGAGGAAGAGGAGGAGGAGGAGGUGGAGUCCUCGGCACUGGCUUGCCGGGACGGCUGGUUUGGGGUUUUUGGGUUUGGUGGUUUUGGUUUUUUGGGUUUUGGGGUUUUUUGGGUUUUUUUUUUUUUGUUUUGGGUUUUUUUUGUUUUGUUUUGGAUACAAAAGGAUGGAGCAAAGAAGCCUGAGCGACGGCGAGGGCAUAGCCAGCCCCCCGGAGCCCCUCGAAGUCCCCCGGAGUCCCCCGGAGCCCCCGGCCCCGCGUCAAGUGCCUGAACUGCGGCGGGGAGGGGUCCCGGCCCUCCCGAGGAGCCCCCGGCCGGGGGCAGCACGGGAGGAAGCGCUCGGCGGUCCCCGUCCCGUGCGGUGACAGCGUGGCCGGGAAGGGGACGCAGGGACGUGGCAGUGCCUUAGAGCAGAGGGACCCCCGCGACGGCCGAGGCGAGGAGGAGGAAGAGGACGAAGGUGCCUGUUGUCCCCAGCGAGAUGAGGAGACUGGUCCCCAAAGGAUCGCCGGCCCAGGGGACACCCGAAGGGUGGUGAUGGAGAGAAGCCACCGUGGGAUGUCCAGGAGCUGGGAGCCACCGAGGCCACCGUCGCUGCCCGCCUGGCCCCCUCCCCGGGCACCCAGCGCCGCCCCGAGGACCACCGGCAUCGCAUCCCCCAUCCCAGUGGCCCCCGCUUCCCCCCGCUUCCCUCCGCUUCCCACCCCCCCGGACGGCACAACGAGGCACCGGGGAAAGGGCUGACGCAGGAAAUCCCGGGAGACAGAAAAAUAAUCAAAAAGGACAAGAAAAGGAGAAAAAAACACAAAAAAAGAAAAAAAAAAGGAAAAAAAAAAAAGGAGCAACAACAAAAAAAGCGCUUGGCGGAGAGGGAAACCUGUUUUUUUAAAAAGAUCUGAGAAAAGAAACACAUGAAAAAAAGAAAAAAAAGACAAAAAAAAAAAAAAAAAAAAAGACAAAUAAA
Messenger RNA from Poecile atricapillus (Black-capped chickadee), 4087 nucleotides. RefSeq names its product nuclear factor I C (gene NFIC). The transcript has 11 exons. Gene Ontology annotation, cellular component: nucleus. Gene Ontology annotation, biological process: regulation of transcription by RNA polymerase II. The coding region runs from base 298 to 1806 and encodes 502 amino acids. NCBI's taxonomy places the organism in Eukaryota, Metazoa, Chordata, Aves, Passeriformes, Paridae. Gene Ontology annotation, molecular function: RNA polymerase II cis-regulatory region sequence-specific DNA binding; DNA-binding transcription factor activity, RNA polymerase II-specific. The record is from RefSeq and is a predicted model, not a curated record.